GGCAAGCCUGGCUGCGAGAAGUCAAAACGAGUUUAUAUAGAAAACAGUUCGUUUAAAUUGAUUGUCUCCUAACGUUCAGUAUAUUGAUCCGCUUUGUAAUUCUUUUUUGAUUUCCGUUCUAUUUGAAAGUAUGGCCAAACCAAUAAAUUUCAAGGAUAUACCCUCCGAGAUGCCGCCCGCGAAGCGCAUUCAACUAGAGGGCGAGACUUCGGUGGCCGAAGCCAUAAACUUCCUGAAGACGCACUGCGAUACGCGCAAGGAGGACAAACCGGAGGAGUUUCAGCAGGAUGGACCAACCGUAGCGGACGAGCUGAACGCUCGUCUGGCCAUGGUUCAUGUGCGUGAGACUCGUGCCAAACGCAUCCGCCGCUUAGUUAAGUUUUCAGCCAAUGACACGCAAGCAUUGUACAGAUUCAUCUGCGUCUGUCCCCGCUACCAUCCAUGCUAUGUACCCUGCCAGCACACUGGGCAAAUAAUUAUUGACCGGGACGUGUUGUCCCGGGAGGAACACAUAUGUUUUCUAGCUACACCAAAGAAGGACUUCUCCUCGCCCCAGUUGGCCAAACAGGCGCGCUACUAUACCAAAAAGAUCUACGUUAACCAAUGUACAGCCCGGGUUGAACGGCUUGCCGAUCCGCACCCGAUGCGAGUGAGUGACACAUACAAUUUCUUUAAGGACUACCUCUCUCCCCGUCACAUAGCGGCUCUAGAGAACCAGAUGAAACCCAAGCCCCCGGUGGAAGCUAUGUCAAUGGAGAAGGCGCUGGAGUACAUGGAAGAAGAGAUGCGUCAGCGCAGGGCGGCAAAGCGCGUCCACAAGCGACGAUGCAAGGGUCUCAAAAAGCGAAUCCUUCUGCGCCAGCGCAAGCAGAUGCAAAAGAUAAUUUGCGUCCUGUUCGAGGAAAUGAAGGACUUUCUGCUCAACGAUCAGUUUAUUGUUGACGAGAACUCCCCUCUAUGUUGCGUAAUUCUUGAGAGACUUCGAGAAUUUACAGAUCAAGAAUUCUAUACGACAAGUAACUUACAAGAGUAUCAGAAGAUAUUGGCCAACAACCUGACUGUUUGGAUUAACAAGUUUAUAUCAAACUUAAACAUUUACUUGGCACCCCAGCAAAUACCUGUAAAACGACAGAUGAUGGCGGAGAACGAUCCCGAGCAGUUUGUGCCCUUGUCAGAUUUCAUUUCUGUUACCGAUGAGGCAGAUGCAGAGGAAAUGAUGGAGGAUGUCGAGCACGGAGCCGCCGAAUAUGACGAUUAUGGAUAUGGGGAGGACUACUUGCCCGACGUUCUCAAUACAGAUAUGUCGGAGGAAACAAUAAUUGCUUAAGUAUGGUUCAGCUUACCCUUCUGCUGAGUCCAGGUUAGCUCUUUGUAAACGCCGUUGCUGUGCACCUUGGCACCGUGGUUCUUAAGUAUGUCCACCGGCAUUGCGCGGAAAAGGAAGUGUAGAAAAUUCUGUGAAGCGGAAAAAUUGAAAGUGUAAAUUUGAAAUGAAUAGUAAAUUUAAUGUACUGCUGCCAACCUC
Drosophila erecta is the source of this 1525-nucleotide messenger RNA. RefSeq lists its product as uncharacterized. The record is from RefSeq and is a predicted model, not a curated record. Lineage: Eukaryota; Metazoa; Arthropoda; Insecta; Diptera; Drosophilidae. The transcript has 3 exons. The coding region runs from base 131 to 1327 and encodes 398 amino acids. Gene Ontology annotation, molecular function: zinc ion binding.